This is a messenger RNA of Mus pahari (shrew mouse), 1252 nucleotides long. It is a transcript of the gene Tagln, whose product is annotated as transgelin. The transcript is spliced from 5 exons. Gene Ontology annotation, molecular function: protein binding. Bases 234 to 839 code for a protein of 201 amino acids. The record is from RefSeq and is a predicted model, not a curated record. Lineage: Eukaryota; Metazoa; Chordata; Mammalia; Rodentia; Muridae.
CUUUCCCCAAAUAUGGAGCCUGUGUGGAGUGAGUGGGGCGGCAGGGGGUGGGGAGCCAAGCAGACUUCCAUGGGCAGGGAGGGGCGCCAGCGGGCCGGCAGAGGGGUGACAUCACUGACUGGGCAGCCUUUAAACCCCUCACCCAGCCUGCGCCCCAGCCCGUCUGUCCUAGCCCAGACACCGAAGCUACUCUCCUUCCAGCCCACGAACGUCCAAACCUUCUCUGCCUCAACAUGGCCAACAAAGGUCCAUCCUACGGCAUGAGCCGAGAAGUGCAGUCCAAAAUUGAGAAGAAGUAUGACGAGGAGCUGGAGGAGCGACUAGUGGAGUGGAUUGUAGUGCAGUGUGGUCCCGAUGUAGGCCGCCCAGAUCGUGGGCGCCUGGGCUUCCAGGUGUGGCUGAAGAAUGGUGUGAUUCUGAGCAAACUGGUGAACAGCCUAUAUCCUGAGGGAUCGAAGCCAGUGAAGGUGCCUGAGAACCCGCCCUCCAUGGUCUUCAAGCAGAUGGAACAGGUGGCUCAGUUCUUGAAGGCAGCUGAGGAUUAUGGAGUCAUCAAGACUGACAUGUUCCAGACUGUUGACCUCUUUGAAGGCAAGGAUAUGGCAGCAGUGCAGAGGACUCUAAUGGCUUUGGGCAGUUUGGCUGUGACCAAGAACGAUGGAAACUACCGUGGAGAUCCCAACUGGUUUAUGAAGAAAGCCCAGGAGCAUAAGAGGGAGUUCACAGACAGCCAACUGCAGGAGGGGAAGCAUGUCAUUGGCCUUCAAAUGGGCAGCAACAGAGGAGCCUCGCAGGCUGGCAUGACAGGCUACGGGCGACCCCGGCAGAUCAUCAGUUAGAAAGGGAAGGCAGGCUCUGAGCUGCAGCAUCCUGCUUAGCCUGCCUCACAUAUGCCCAUGUAGGUUCUUGGCCCUGACAGCUCUGAGGUGUCACUGGGCAAAGAUGACUGCACAUGGCAGCUCCCACCUACCCUCAGCCUCAGCCCAGCUUCUUACCCCAGAGCCACCACUGCCCUGGCCCGUUCCCAGCUGUACCCCCACCCCCACUGUUCCUCUCAUUCUGGAGUAAGCAGGGAGGAGUGGGCUGGAGUAGCCUGGCUGUAGGCCAGCCCACUGUCCUUGAUAGUGAAUGUCCUUUGAAGGAGAUCCAGCCCGGCCUCUACAUCUUUUCCUGGAAUAUUUUUUUUGGGUUGAAAUUCAAAAAGGAAACAAACAAACAAACAAACAAAAAAAAUAUAUAUAUAUACAUAUAU